Cryphonectria parasitica EP155 is the source of this 1005-nucleotide messenger RNA. RefSeq lists its product as uncharacterized. The transcript has a single exon. The record is from RefSeq and is a predicted model, not a curated record. Lineage: Eukaryota; Fungi; Ascomycota; Sordariomycetes; Diaporthales; Cryphonectriaceae. The coding region runs from base 1 to 1005 and encodes 334 amino acids.
AUGCGAGGACUAUUCGGCAUUGGCAAGAAGAAGGCAGACGAAUCCGCGCAGGCAGCAUCACGCUCAGACCCGGCUUCCACCUCCACCACCGCCACCAGCUCCAACCGGCUCACGAAGCAGCCAAGAUCGACGACAUCACCCGCCCGAACCCACAGCCCUGUCCCUGGUAUGCCCUCGUCGCCGAGUCACGGCCUCUCUUCUCCGUCACCAAGGCUGUCUUCGCCGGCCGGUAGCCAGAUAUUUGAGCGCGACGUCCAAGAAGCAGCACUAAUCCCGAACUCGCCCGCCAUCCCGAGCCAUAUCAUAACGGAAGAUCAUGUCCCACCUGUCCUGAACGCCUCUUCCGAGGCAAUUACCGAUGAUCAUCUUGACCCUGAUACUGUCGAGAUCAUCACACAUGCCAACCACCAGCCUGCUGGCGUUGCGGUCAACGUGGCAGGGAUCCCAGACAACACGUCGACCAGCUGGCAGGAUGACCUCGCCGCCAGCCUGUCCGCAGCCGACUUCAGGGCGCUGGCAGACCCCAUGGACACGGGCAGCAAUUCUGGUAGCCCCGAGAACAGCGUAGACGUGCGCCGUCUGAGCUUCAUCAGCUUCGCAGACGUCGUGCAAGCGGAGCACCAGGGCCACGCAGGUCUGGCAGGCUCACGAGAUUCGAUCCAUCUCGCGGGUCUCACAAGCAUCCCCUCUAUGGGCGGCAUAGAUCAUCGGUCCCCGUCCCCGAUUCGCUCGCCCGUCUCCUCGACGACUGGCGGAGCAGGCACCUCUCCGCCGAACAGCAAGUCCGCGUCGCUGAGGGGCACGGAGACUUCGCCUACCCGGAAGCCCCUCGGUAGCCCCGUGUCCACGAGUCUGUCCAUGUCCCCGUCUAUCCCGCCCAUGGGCAUCCCUGGCGAGGUCAACGUAGAGACGAUGACCCAGGCACUGCGGAGGACUGGGUCAGGCGACCUCAGUGGGGUGAAGAGCCAUCCUACGAGUCCUAUUGACGGCACAUCCUCGCGUUAG